AUGGCUACUGCAUCCACACCCGUCGCUUUGCCGUCGCUUCCUGUCGAAAUCUUCGACAACAUUCUUGACCAGCUGCAAGAGCUCAUUGAGAAAGAUAUUGAAAAGCUGGAGGGUGUCAUGAGACAGAGGAAGGCACAUAGCAGAAAGCGAGAGCGUAUCAUGAGAUGCGAAGAGCGAAAGAGAAUGCGGAUGACUCUGUAUUCGGUUCGCCUCGUGUGCAGAGAAAUCAGCACCAAAACUCGCAUCCAUUUCGCUCGCCGCUACGUCAAAGGGUGGAAGCUUAAUCUCAAUGAGCAGGCAAAGAUCCAAGACCUCUUCAUCAUCUCAAAGAAUCCCGACUUCUCCGCCACUCUCCAGAGACUUACUGUCAACAUUACCUAUUCUGAAGAGGAACCCGUGGAUGACUUCGAGGAGGGCCGCAAGCCCCGGUCCGAAUCAGACCCAUUUCUGUGUCGAGAAGAAGAACACCGAUUCUUCAACGUCAAGGAGAACAUUGUAAUGAUCACUGAGGCUGUUUCGCAUCUGAAGAAUCUCGACUGGGUCGGCUUCGAGCAUAAAAACUUCGACAGUAGCUGUGUUCGGUGGGAGAAGGGGACGUGGAACACGGAGAACGCCCAUAUUCUUCGGAUUGUGGAAGCCUUCCUUCCUCCUAUGAGGAAGCGGACCAACGCUGUAUCGAAAAUCCACAUACGUUUACGUGCCUGCUAUAUCCUCGGUCUCGAUAUAAAGUUCUUUAACCAGAUCAGAUCCUUCCAACAUCCAUUUAGUGAGCUGCGAAAUUUGACCUUGAGGCUGGUCAACCUCGAUGACGCUAGUCCUCAGACGAUUGCUGGUAAGGAAGUUUCUCAGGAGGCCGUAGACGGCAUCAAGAUGGUCAUCUUCUGUGUGGGUAACGGUUCAACUGGCCUAGGCCUGAAGGUGGUUGAAUAUUGA
Messenger RNA from Mytilinidion resinicola, 933 nucleotides. RefSeq lists its product as uncharacterized. The record is from RefSeq and is a predicted model, not a curated record. NCBI's taxonomy places the organism in Eukaryota, Fungi, Ascomycota, Dothideomycetes, Mytilinidiales, Mytilinidiaceae. The transcript has 2 exons. Bases 1 to 933 code for a protein of 310 amino acids.